Messenger RNA from Aspergillus novofumigatus IBT 16806, 665 nucleotides. Its product is annotated as cytidine deaminase. The record is from RefSeq and is a predicted model, not a curated record. Gene Ontology annotation, cellular component: cytosol. Gene Ontology annotation, molecular function: cytidine deaminase activity; zinc ion binding. NCBI's taxonomy places the organism in Eukaryota, Fungi, Ascomycota, Eurotiomycetes, Eurotiales, Aspergillaceae. The transcript is spliced from 5 exons. Bases 1 to 426 code for a protein of 141 amino acids.
AUGGCAACACUGUCAGGUCUUACAAUGCAAGAACUAGAGACACUCUCGUCCAAGGCCAUCGCUGCAAAGGCCAAUGCUUAUUGUCCAUAUUCCAAAUUCCGCGUUGGCGCAUGUGUUCUCACUAAGACAGGCGAGUAUAUUGCUGGUGCCAAUGUCGAGAAUGUCGCAUAUCCUGUUGGGACCUGUGCGGAAAGGGUAGCUUUUGGUACCGCGGUCGCCGCCGGACACCAAGACUUCAAGGCUGUUGCAGUCGCUACUGAUAUCACACCUGGCGCAUCGCCAUGUGGUAUGUGCAGGCAAUUCAUGCGCGAAUUUACACCCCCAUCGUUUCCUGUUUUCAUGUAUGACGGGCAGGGAAACUAUGCUGUGAGGACAAUGGGAGAGCUUCUGCCAGACUCAUUCGGACCAGAUGACUUGCCUCGCUAGGCCUGUGGGACUUGCCAAGCAAUGCAUAUCAGUCAGAUAUCUAGAUGCAUUUUUGUCUCCCAUGAAUGGGGCUCAUGGCAAUGGUCUGACAUAACUAAACCUUCAUUCAAAAUACAAAUAUUGGGUUGGGUCUCAUUACGCGAAGGCAUUCGCCGCACCAUACAAAUUAAUCAACAAUGAUCAGCAGCCUAUAUCAUAGCACUGAGAAACUCCCAGACAAGACCUUCAAUAGAAUACAG